This is a messenger RNA of Anisakis simplex (herring worm), 627 nucleotides long. Lineage: Eukaryota; Metazoa; Nematoda; Chromadorea; Rhabditida; Anisakidae. The record is from the annotation of a GenBank genome assembly.
UGUGUUUGUUCAAUUUUCAGAUGGGGUUUGAUAUUGUGGAAAACACUGCUGGGCCUGAUCAGUGGAAUGAGCUAUUCAAAAAUAUAUGAGAGUGUUGAACUCGAAUUGCAAAUCUUCCAAACGGCAGCCAUUCUAGAGAUAGUUCACGCAGCGAUCGGUAUCGUUCGUUCACCAGUUGGAACAACUGCAAUCCAAGUCUUCUCUCGUGUCACCGUCGUUUGGAUGGUCCUCUACAAAGUUGUUUCGGCUCGUGACAGCAUCGGUGUGCCGAUGCUUUUAUUGGCAUGGUCAAUCACUGAAGUUGUCAGAUACAGUUACUAUGCGCUCUCGUUGAUUAACUCUGUGCCAAGAUUACUCGUAUGGAUGAGGUAUACAUUUUUCAUCAUUCUUUACCCGAUGGGUGCAUCUGGAGAGGUUUUCACAAUGUUUGCUGCACUACCUGAGGUAGCUCUGAGGAAACAUUUCACGAUUGAAAUGCCAAAUGCGGCCAAUGUGACAUUCUCAUUUUGGUGGUAUCUGAUUGGACUCAUACUCUUCUAUGUUCCGGGUUUCCCUCAGAUGUAUUUUUACAUGUUCGGUCAACGAAAGAAGGUUCUGACAAGAGACGCCGAGAAAAAACUUGAAUGA